Messenger RNA from Nylanderia fulva, 2443 nucleotides. RefSeq names its product MAX dimerization protein (gene Mxd). Lineage: Eukaryota; Metazoa; Arthropoda; Insecta; Hymenoptera; Formicidae. Gene Ontology annotation, biological process: regulation of transcription by RNA polymerase II. Gene Ontology annotation, molecular function: DNA-binding transcription factor activity, RNA polymerase II-specific; protein dimerization activity; RNA polymerase II cis-regulatory region sequence-specific DNA binding. The record is from RefSeq and is a predicted model, not a curated record.
GUUUGACAUCGAUAAAUGCGUGCGAGUGCUCGCGAAGCGCGGAGGUGUCAGGCUGUCGCUCGCUCGCUCGUCCGCUCGUUCGUUCCGAAUCGUUGAUCCGUGCGAAUCGCCGUCGUCCUCGUGUUAACCCGUCAUCGUGUUUUCAAUCGUCGCGCUGCAUCGCGAUAACGCCGUCGAUUCUCCGCCGUCGUGUGGCCGUGUCGCUCGAUCGCCUCUCCGCGUUCGGCAUUGUUCGUUGUCCGAUCAAGCCCACCUCCCCUCGCCCCCGCGUCACCGCCGCCGCCACCAAGCGCCCCUCCGCCCCCGUGGGAAACCUGCGAGAGAGAGAGAGAGCUAGCACUGGGCAGAGCUGAUCGUCCGCACAACAAAGUGAACAGGCACCGUUUGUAAUCGCGGUAAAUGUGGUGACACACGGCGUGGAAGGAGAGGGCAAGAAGAAACCGAAGGAUAAAACACGAAUUGGGAAACAACGCUUCCGAUUAGUUUGGUGAUCUGACGGUGUUUCACACGGACGAUAAAAACAAACAAAAAUAAAAGAACAUUCCAACGAAGAAACGGAAUUUCAAAUGUUGCGUGCAAACGUUUAGUGAUCGACACCCAUUCGACAUUGUCAACAUAAAGAAGAGAGAGAGAGAAGAGAGAAAUUUGAAGGGAGAGAGAACAACUGCGAAAAAAGGGACGCGAAUGAAAAUAUCUUGAUUUUGAGCCGAGGCUCCUCCAGAGGCACAGCGCUUCUCCGUGUAUAUUCACAUCCAUCCUCACGCUUCUCGCUUGCGUGCGCGUCGUCAUCGUCGUCUCACGCGUCUCUCGCCGCUCGUGCGCGCAGUUACGCGUCCGAGAGUAGCCGAGGUUACGCGAGCUCGCCCGAGGUGGCGCGGCACGGCGGCCGAAGACAUCACGAUUACGUAUCCCGCGGCCCUCCCCCUUCAUUCUCGCCCAGGCGCCCGUCGUACGCGCACGUGCGCGCGCGCGCGUGUGUGUGUGUGUCUGUGUGUGUGAGUGCGCCUGCCUGCGUGCGCCGCCGCCACCGCGUGUGUGUGUUGCGUUGAAACGUCGCGUGUGUCCGGAGCGUGUUGUGUGAGGCGGGAGGAGGAGGAGAAGAAGAAAGAGCGAGCGUGAACGGAAGCCGCCAGGAUUACGCCAAACCGAGGAAAUAUGAGCAUUGCUGCCCUACUGCAGGCCGCCGAGUACAUUGAACGAAGGGAAAGAGAAGCUGAACAUGGCUAUGCUUCAACGAUGCCAAUACCCGAUGAUAUGCGCACGGUUACAAAGAGGCCAAAGACAAAGAAGUCCCAAGGCAGCAGGACGACUCAUAAUGAAUUGGAGAAAAAUAGGAGAGCUCACCUUAGGACUUGUCUCGAGAAGUUGAAGCUGCUGGUACCACUUGGGCCGGAAACUUCGAGGCAUACCACGUUGGGCCUUUUGACCAAGGCCAAGCGUUUUAUCAAGAAUCUAGAGGAACGCGAUCGGAAGCACAUCAUACACAAGGAACAGCUGUCGCGCGAGCACAGGUUCUUGAGACGACGGCUCGAGCAGCUGACGAGCCAGACCGGCCUCCACGGCCUUCACGCGCUUCACGGCCUCCACGGGCUCAGCACGAGCGCGCCGACCGGCUCAGCCACCGCAGCGGCCGCCGCCGCCGCCGCUGCUGCAUCCGCGGCGAUGCUGUCUAAGCGGCGCAGCAUCUCCGAGUGCUCCCUCGGCACGGCAUCCACCAGCUCCACCGGGAGCUCCAUAAACUCCGAUAGGUCUGCGGGCAGUCCAUCCGUCUCGGAGUCCGACGAAGUGGAUGUGAUCGGUUACACGAGCAAUCAAUCGGACACCGAUGAUCACAGUAGCGUACAGAGUAGUAGCGACAGCGGUGUCGCGAUGUCCACCUCCAGGCUGACUCUUUCCGAAAUGAUGGACAAUCUUUAGACAAAGAGGCGGCGAGAUGGCGGCGAAAGAAGAAGCGGUUGAAAAAGAGAAAAGGAUAGGGGAGGGAAAGAUAGAGCGAAAGGAAGAACAUCCAUUGGGGCGUAUGAAAAUUGACGGCGCGAGAAAUAUCGAUUCAUACACACAUAAACAUAUACACACAAAAUGCACAUUUAAAUUCAUAUUUGUGUCCUUCCAAAAUGGCCUGGCUGGCAAAGCAACAUUAAAGAAGAAGAAGAAGACUUUCAAGCGUUGCACGACUUUGCGAAGACUUUCAGAGAACGAAGAAGAUUUCAAAACCCGGAAAUCACUGAAGAGUAGGAGGCGUUGUAAAAAUUCGGAAGAGCUCGGAAGACAUCAAUCCUAACGCGAAGAAAAAGAAGAAAUAAGGAAGAUGAAGUCGUCGUGAUAUCAUCCCGGUACUAGCCUACAACAAGAACUACGUAAAGAACAAGUAAUCUUUGAUACUUUGGAAUCGUUCAAAAUUUACAUCAAGAGGUAUAACUGAUCCGACAAAUAUUUAUUUAAA